CGCCGCCUCAAAGGCCGCGGCCGCGUUUCAUGUUCCGGUGGCAGAGCGACGACACGCUCGUAAAGGCGGCGUCCCCCGCGGGCGAGCACGACGCCGACAGUGUCGCCGCGUCACGCCACGCCCCGCCGCGCCCCGGGGCGUCGUCGUCGUCGGGCGGCGACGUCGGUUUUGCCCAGCGCGAUGGCGUGGGGCCCGUCGCGCCCUACCUCGCCCCGCCCUUCCUAGACUCACCCGUACCGCCGUCUGCUGCUCUGUUACAGUCGUCGUUCGGCUCGAGCAGUUUCGCAGACCUCCUGUCGGCGCCGUACGCCGAGGACCCCUCCAGCGGUCUGCCCGAGGAGCUGGACCCCUUUCCGGACGUGUUCGCCGCGACGGCGGCCGGCCAGACGCAGGGCCACGAGCACGCCUUGGAACACCACCACCAGCACCACCACCACGCUGACGACUCGUGCGCGCCGCUGCCCAGCUUCCAGACGUUCGCAGGGGUGCCCGCCGUGGCGGACGCCUACUCGAGCCGGCUGUACUCGGGCCGGGGGAGCUCGUCGGCGACCUGCUCGCCAUCGCCCUCCGACCUGAGCCAGCUGGACUUCAAGAUGGAGGCCGAGGACUGCUACAACGUGCCCUCCUACCACCACCCGCAUGCGCACCCUCACGCGCAGCAGCAGCAGCAACAGCAGCAGCACAACCACUACGAGUCCUGGCAGCACCAUCAGCAGCACUACGGCCUGUACUACACGCCCACCACCCAGGCCCACCAGCACAACGCGCCCCACCCGGGUCCCCACCCGGGAGCCCACCCUGGAGCGCAUUCGGGGCCCCACUCGGCCCCGCAGGCCGCCCCCCAUCCCCAGCAGGUUCACCCCCAGGCGCUGCCCCAGGCGCUGCCCCAGGCGCUGCCCCAGGCCCUGCCCCAGGCCCACCCCCAGGCGCUGCCCCAGGCGCACCCCCAGCCGUACGAGCAGCCCAGUCCGCACAUGGACACCCCGUCCUACUCGCUGCCGCCCUUCCCCAGCGUCGCCACCACCGCCAUGACCCCGCGGCAGAGGCGGGCGUCGCUCCCGCUCCAGCGAUCAGAGUCCACCGGCUCCUGUGAGUCGCCCAAGCUGCGCCUGGGCCUGGUGUCGAGCGGGUCCGCCCCCGCGCCCUCGGCCACCUCCUCGGCGUCUUCCUCCCCGGGCUGCGAGGGGCUCCCCCACCACGGCGUCGUGCAGUCGCGUGCGCCCGCCCCCGCUGGUCCGGGGGCGGGGCCCGCCGGCUGCCCGCCGGGGGCGGCGGGGGCGCACGGCACGCCGCACUCGCCGUCGACGCUGUGCGCCGUGUGCGGGGACACGGCCGCCUGCCAGCACUACGGCGUGCGGACGUGCGAGGGCUGCAAGGGCUUCUUCAAGCGCACCGUGCAGAAGGGCUCCAAGUACGUGUGCCUGGCGGACAAGGCGUGCCCCGUCGACAAGCGGAGGCGGAACCGGUGCCAGUUCUGUCGCUUCCAGAAGUGCCUCGCCGUCGGCAUGGUGAAAGAGGUCGUGCGGACGGACUCCCUCAAGGGCCGGCGUGGCCGGCUGCCGUCCAAGCCCAAGUCCCCCCAGGAGUCGCCGCCCAGCCCGCCGGUGUCGCUCAUCACGGCCCUGGUGCGCGCGCACGUGGACACGACGCCGGACCUCGCCAACCUGGACUACUCUCAGGUGUCCUCUGGCUUCCAGUACCAGAGCCCCGGGCCCAGCCCCACGGACGAGCUCGUCUCCGAGGCCGAGAAGAUCCAGCAGUUCUACCGCCUCCUCACCACCUCCGUCGACGUCAUCCGGCACUUUGCCGACAAGAUACCCGGCUUCGGCGACCUUUGCCGGGAUGACCAAGACCUCCUCUUCCAAUCGGCCUCCCUGGAGCUGUUCGUGCUGCGGCUAGCGUAUAGGACGCGGGCCGAGGACACCAAGCUCACGUUCUGCAACGGCGUGGUCCUGGACAAGCAGCAGUGCCACCGGAGCUUCGGCGACUGGCUGCUCGCCAUCCUGGACUUCUGCCAGUCGCUGCACAACAUGGAGGUGGACAUAUCCGCCUUCGCCUGCCUGUGCGCGCUCACCCUCAUCACAGAGCGCCACGGCCUCAAGGAGCCCCACAAGGUGGAGCAGCUGCAGAUGAAGAUCAUCAGCUCGCUCAAGGACCACGUGACGUACAACGCGGAGGCCCAGAAGAAGGACCACUACCUGUCGCGGCUGCUGGGCAAGCUGCCCGAGCUCCGGUCCCUGAGCGUGCAGGGCCUGCAGCGCAUCUUCUACCUCAAGCUGGAGGACCUUGUGCCCGCGCCGCCGCUCAUCGAGAACAUGUUCGUGGCGAGCCUGCCCUUCUAGGCCGCAGCUAGGUGCGCAGCUAGGUGCGCAGCCCGUAAAGACUCUCGUGUUUACAUUACCUCUUAAGCAUUCUGACCCGACCACAUCAACUGGUAUUUUAUUCGAAUAGGCGGACUCUUCGAGAAUGCAGCCUUCCAUGUCGUAGUGUGAUGUAGUGGCGGCGUUCAAGGGAUGGAGCAGGUCGGCUUCCGAGCAGGGAGGGGGCAGGGGUGGGUGUGCAAGUUUAUUUUUUAUACAGUCAGAGGUGGUAAGUUUAUUUACUUUGUACCUUAAAGUUCAGUGAUACAGAUCGUUUACAUCGCACAAAAACAACAUAUAUUGUAGGGUUUGGAUUUGCUGUGAGCCGACACCCACACCUGUCUCUGCACCCAGUUUGUGGGAAAUUAUCAUUUUAAUUGUAAUGGAAGAAACCAAUUGAUAAUUGUAUUCCUGUUCUGAGUAGUUGCAAACUCUGUAGGUGCCUAGGUACAGUGCAUUUUUUUUAUUUUAUAAACAAGUUCUGUAUCAUUACUGACCUAGAGGCCCUUGUAAAGUCUCAUUUCCAGAUUUUCUAAACACUUUUUUUUUUGGCAUGAUAAUGGGUAUUUCCGAACAGUGUAGAAUUCUAUAGUGAUUAAUAUUGAAUACUCAAUACUCCAAUUUACAUAUAUAUGUCCCCUCAUGUUUUAUAGAAUCCUGGACUAUAUACUUCGGUAGUAUCAAUAAUUGUUAGGAAACUCUCCCCCCAAGCAACAGCUUACAGCACAAGGCAGCCUCCUGUAAGGCAACAUUGAAUGUCUCUCAAAACAAUUUUAAUCUUAAACAAACUCUCCACUCAAAUUUUAUAUCUAGAAAAAAGAAGAUGAGAUAUUAGUGGCUGCUGAAUCUACCCUUGAAAGAAAAGCCUGCUUGCCAAAAGAAUUAAAACUAUUUAAUAAAAUUACUCCCUUUACUUUGGGUUUCCUAUCUCUGGGUAGCAUACAAAUCUUGAUAUGUUAGCCUUGGCUUUCUAUGUUUGCUCCCCGUGUUCGAGGAGAAUAGGGAAAGUUUUGGUGAGGAGUAGAUUAGCCUGCUGAUUAGUCUGCCUACAUCAUUUCUAAAUUCUAAAUUCUGAAAUAACUUGGGGAAACUACCAUUCUAUAAUGUCUUUGCACUCUGGUCUGUGUUCAAUUUUUUCUUCUUUUUUUUUUUUUUUUGCUUCAUUUCUUCUUGCCCCAGUUUGAGAUUGAGACUGCUAAGGUAAGAGUGGAACAGAAUGUGAUACCAAAUUAAUGCAGAAUGCUUUUCCUGGCAUGAGGAAGAUCUGGGUUCGUAACUGAGAGAAGGUUCAUUCAGAGCAACUGGUGUGUGUGAGUUCUUGCCACACACGAGUGAGGGUUGUUUUCAAAGAUAAACCCUCUUUUAGAACCUACGCAGUUGUUUUUCAAAUCAACAAGUUUUGCUCUUGGAGGUUCCCUUACUCUUUCACUUAAAAAUAAGUUACCGUACUUUAAGUAUUAUGAUCUUUCUAGUAAAAUCAGUUUGAGUGAUUGUUUGAUGAGACUGAAGGAAUACAAACAAAUCCUUACAAAAGUUCUGUAAUGUAAGUUUAUAGCUCCCUCCAUUACCUGUAUGGUAGCCGCAAGCUGAUUACAUCAUAAUUUUACAGUUACUGCAAUAUUCUAACAUCUACAAGUGCAGAAGUAAUAGUCCUCAGAAUAGCAGCAUUUAUGUUGGUUUCAUCAAAUAGGACAUAUCUUACCACUCGAUAUAUUUGUUUUAAAAUUUGAGAGCUGCAUAAUUUGAGGGUUUUUGGGGAAUUGUUCUGUAUCCUGAGGGCCUGAUAGAUAAGAUAUUCUGAUGUUGGGAUUUUAACUUAUUGAUAUGUCUUCUCUAUAGUAAGACAACUGUUUCAUGUUUAAGUGUGUGUUUUGUUUCUGUCCUAAGUCCCUACGGCCCUUUGUCUUGGAAUGACCUAAAAUCAUCCCAUCUUCCGCGAUUUGUGUUCGCUAAAAGCUUCUUCUAUAGUUAUUUUAUACGAACCAGUUUAUACAUUGUAUUUUUAUAGUGGAAUCUAUUCAGUAGUUGUAAUGUUCCAGUGCAUACACAUUUCUCUCACAGCUCCUCUAUGUUUAGUUACACCACAUGAUCUUUGAGCUUACAUAUGUGAAUUAAAUGAAAAGAGGAAUACUGUGUGUCAUGUCUAAAAUUUCUCUGCAGGUAUUCCACAGAUCAUUGUGAAGCGUGUAACAUAUUGAUUAAAUCUAAUUAUCUGAGCUGUAAUUCGGGCCAAUAAUGCCUCUUAAAGUAGACAUAUCACUAAUCUAUUAGCUCAUCAUUACAUCCUCAUUUUGUCUGUGUGUGUUUUAACAACAGGAGUACAAAUUUUCCCCAUAAAUUUGUGCAGUGUGCACAAUUUACAAAAACGCCUUUUCUUCUUAUGUAGUCUGUCAUCUAUGUUUUUGUGUUUGCAAAGAUUAGUCACUUCGUAAACGUUGUUGGUAAUUGUAAUGAUAUUUAUUUAAAUGCAACAAAUGUGAACAUUUAGUAACUUACCGACUCCAACUCUAAGUAUCUAAAAGUAUAAAAUGUCUUUCGUACCUGUUCCAAUAUAGUUGUAUUGGCUCUGUUAUUUUAAGAAUCAUUCGUUCUGUACAUAUGGUCUGUGUUAAGGUACGGCGAAUGUAUGACAAGAAAGCACGGAGUGACAAUGUGUUGUGUCCUCACGACAAUUGUGUGGAAAACCUUCUUGUGAUUUGUGAUAUUUCCAAACUCGCGGAUUUGACUACUUAUGUUUGACCCUGUUUUGCAAUACCAAAGAUCUCUGCUCUCAUUAGCACUAAUUUCUUGUCUGCUAAAGAAAAAUGUGAGUUCUUCUCUUUACAUUGCUACAUGUGUUAGGUAAGAAACAAUUUUCUUUUACCUUUUUUUAAAAAAAAGGAAUAAAAGUUAUGUAGAGAAUAAACAUGUGUACUAGUAUUCCUUAUGUACAGAAUCUUAUGCUAACUCUGACUUCCCCAUCACUUUUGUUUUGUAUAGUUUUGCUGUAUUCGUGUGAAUUUCUCCUGCACCUAUAUCUGACAUGUGACUAUUUGGACUCUUGUUAUACAAUAAAGAACUUUACAUCGCGUUA
Frankliniella occidentalis (western flower thrips) is the source of this 5433-nucleotide messenger RNA. Its product is annotated as nuclear receptor subfamily 4 group A member 2-like. NCBI's taxonomy places the organism in Eukaryota, Metazoa, Arthropoda, Insecta, Thysanoptera, Thripidae. Gene Ontology annotation, cellular component: transcription regulator complex; nucleus. The record is from RefSeq and is a predicted model, not a curated record. The coding region runs from base 30 to 2342 and encodes 770 amino acids. The transcript is spliced from 7 exons. Gene Ontology annotation, molecular function: RNA polymerase II cis-regulatory region sequence-specific DNA binding; nuclear receptor activity; zinc ion binding. Gene Ontology annotation, biological process: regulation of transcription by RNA polymerase II; cellular response to corticotropin-releasing hormone stimulus.